UUGUACUAAACAACAGUUGAUGUAGUACAUGUGGGAUUACACUGCAAAGCUUUUUAAAGCCACAGUGCUCUCUAUCAUACUAGUUGUCAGUACUUGUAGAAAGGGUGUUUUGGAAUAUAAGAACCGUGAUGUAUAAUACAGAUUCACAAAGGAAUGAGCAUAUGCCAGGGCAUGUCCUUAAUGGAAUUGAUAAUAGUCUUGUAGGAAAUGUAGGAAAUGUAAACAGUGGCGUGAUAGGACUCAACAAAAACCAUGAUGCUGGAAGUGGUUCUUUGAUUUCAUUUGAGGUGAAUCGAAACUGUUACUCCCCUCUACAAAGCAAUGGAGAUUGUGAAUUAAGAAAAGCUAUUGCAAACUAUAUAGAUCAUCUGGAUAGGGAAAGAAACAGAAAUGAUUAUUGCUGGCCUACAAGGAUGAAUAACUUUGAGUUUGUUAAUCAAGGAAAGUAUUCUUCUUACAUGGGACCUGGAGUGGCAUUUUCUCCCGGGGUCUGUGGUGAUCAGACUGUCAGCCUGAGACAAGCCUACAGUGGUCCUGAUGUUGGAGAACAUGGGGGAUAUCACCCACCAUUACAACCAAAUCAGCAUCACCCGAGACAGCCCUUCCACCACGGUACCAACUUUCCACCACCCCCACCUCCACCCCCUGGGGUUCAGCAGAUCACCCCUCUGAAUUCACAGUCAGCCCCAGGAGGAGAUUUUCUUGGCAACAGACCCAGCAUUGCCUUUGGAAGACCGAACCUCAAUCAGCAAAAUUUUUCAUCUUGUCAUGGGCAUUCUGGGACAGCUUUUACAGACAAUAGGGGGAGCCACUUGCAGCCUGCCAGUGCUGGUAACAAUGGUGGGAGUGGACGGAAUAAUAAUUCAGAUAAAAAAGCAAAACUGAACUUAAGUUGGGAUAAAGUUGUGCCUAAGCAGGCAGCGAAAAGAAAAUGUUCGGACUGCGAGAAUGUUAAUAUGACUCUAAGCAUGGAUGAACAGCAGAGGGAGGAUGCGUCCAGCAUGGAGAACAUCGUCAAAGGAUUAACGCAACCUCUUUUCUGUAAAGUGUGUUCCGUGAACCUGAAUGCGCCGUCCCAAGCCAAGCAGCAUUACCUGGGUAAAAAUCAUGCGAAAAAGUUACGCAUGUGGUUAAAGACUCAAGAGGACGCUGGCAAAAGCAAUUUGAGCAAGAACGUUGGUACUAUGGUAACUACGAUAUCAUCCCUUUCGGACUCGGACAGCACUAAUGACAGUACAGAUCCUGGAUCUGAGUGUUCUAGACAGUCAUCGUCAUCGUCCUCGUCUGUAUCAUUAACAACAGCAGCUUCAGCAUUAACAGUGUCCUCGGCAUCUGCACCACAGUCAACCCAGGAACUUAAUCCUGACAUUUAUUGUAAGAUUUGUGAGGUUUCCUUCAACUCCCCCAAGCAAGCAGAGCAGCAUUACCAGGGGAAGAUGCACGGGAAACGACUGAAAGCGUCUCACGUUGCAACAAAUCCUGUCACUAAUGAGAGUGCUGGGAAUGUUAAGCAAGGUUCAAAGUUCAUCUGUUUUGUGUGUCACAUCCACGUGACGUCCCAGGACCAGCUGGACUGUCACCUCCAAGGCGCCAAGCACCUGGCCAAGCUCAAGAUGCAGGAGAGAUCCCAGAAUGCAUUGCAGGGGAGGUGGGGAGGGGCGGCAGAGAAACCAUCAGGUUUCUUUAAGAACCUACUUCCCCCAGGUGUGGGUAAGAUCCACAUGAGUGAAAGCCAGACAACAUCAUCGUCAUCAUGUCAGUUUUCUCCGCCACCGCUUAAGAGGCCGCGUCAUCGAGAUUUCACAAAUUAUCGAACUCCCAGUGGGAAGUUUUACUGUGGAGCCUGCAAUGUUACCAUGAACAACGAGGUUCAGUUUGCUCAACAUGUGGACAGUAAAAAGCAUAAGGCGAACAGUGCUGCGAUGAGGAGCUCUGCUUUAGAAUGCUAA
Messenger RNA from Lingula anatina, 1949 nucleotides. Its product is annotated as zinc finger protein 385B. Lineage: Eukaryota; Metazoa; Brachiopoda; Lingulata; Lingulida; Lingulidae. Gene Ontology annotation, molecular function: zinc ion binding; nucleic acid binding. The record is from RefSeq and is a predicted model, not a curated record.